This is a messenger RNA of Emys orbicularis (European pond turtle), 2936 nucleotides long. RefSeq names its product myosin XIX (gene MYO19). Lineage: Eukaryota; Metazoa; Chordata; Testudines; Emydidae. Gene Ontology annotation, biological process: vesicle transport along actin filament; actin filament organization. The record is from RefSeq and is a predicted model, not a curated record. Gene Ontology annotation, molecular function: actin filament binding; microfilament motor activity; ATP binding. Gene Ontology annotation, cellular component: actin cytoskeleton; vesicle; cytoplasm. Bases 30 to 2936 code for a protein of 968 amino acids. The transcript is spliced from 24 exons.
CCAUACACAGCAUCAGACAACUGAAUAAUAUGCCAAAACAGGUGAAUGGCCCAAAGAGAGGUCCUGCCAUCCAGAAUGAGCUCAAUGACUCAUUCAAAGAAGAGGUUAAAGCUUUUCUGAGUGAUGAAGAUAAAUUGCAUCUCUUAGAUGACCUUACCAAAGUUAAUCCUGUAACCACAACAACGGUACUGAAAUGUCUGCAAGCAAGGUACACAGUAGAUGUCUUUUAUACAUAUGCUGGCUGCAGUCUUGUGGCUGUAAAUCCAUUUCAACCUAUCUGUUGCCUCUAUUCGCCGGAGCUUAUGAAAGAGUACCACACUGCACUUCGUCCUCAGGAGUUGAAACCUCAUAUCUUUGCUGUGGCUGAACAGACCUACAGAAAUGUUGAAAGCCAGAUUGAACCAAUAAACCAGUCUAUAAUUGUUAGUGGUGAAAGUGGUGCUGGAAAGACUUGGACUUCCCGAUGUCUUAUGAAAUUUUAUGCUACUGUUGCUGCAUCAUCUACCUCUCCUAAAGGCAAUGAAACAGUGGAGAGGAUAGAGAAGAGAGUGCUGGACUCCAACCCUGUUAUGGAAGCUUUUGGAAAUGCAUGUACUCUUCGGAAUAACAACAGUAGCCGUUUUGGAAAAUAUAUCCAGCUUCAGUUAAACAGAUCACAACAUCUGACUAGUGCUUCCAUCCAAACAUUUCUAUUGGAGAAAACCAGAGUUGCUUAUCAGGCCCCACGUGAAAGAAACUUCCAUAUUUUUUAUCAGAUCACAAAAGGUGCCACAAAGGAUGAAAGACUGGAGUGGAACCUGCCUGAGGGUGCCAAUUUCUUCUGGCUGCCAAAUUCUGAAAGAACGCUGGAAGAGGACUGCUUUGAGGUGACCAGAGAGGCAAUGUUUCACCUGGGCAUUGACAGCUCCACACAGAACAAUAUUUUUAAGAUAUUAGCAGGACUUCUACACCUUGGUAACAUUCAGUUCUCUGAUUCAGUGGAUGAAUCCCAGCCUUGUGAACCAGAAGAUAAUGCCAAAGGUUUUGUGAAGACCACUGCAAACUUGCUAAAAGUAUCUGUAGAGGAGCUGCUGGAAACACUAAGAAUUCGAACGAUAACUGCUGGAAAACAGCAACAAGUCUUCAAGAAGCCAUGCUCCAGAUCAGAAUGUGAAACUAGAAGGGACUGCCUGGCUAAAGUUAUCUAUGCUAAAUUAUUUGACUGGCUGGUUUCAGUGAUAAACGGAAGCAUCUAUGCAGAUUCUCUUGUGUGGAACAACUUUAUAGGUUUGUUGGACGUUUAUGGUUUUGAAUCUUUUCCUGAAAACAACUUGGAACAGCUCUGUAUUAACUAUGCCAAUGAGAAACUACAGCAGCACUUUGUAGCACACUAUCUGAAGGCACAACAGGAAGAAUAUGCAGCAGAAGGUCUAGAAUGGUCUUUCAUAAACUACCAGGAUAACCAGAGCUGUCUAGAUCUGAUAGAAGGAAGCCCUGUCAGCAUCUUUUCUUUGCUGAAUGAGGAGUGUCGUCUGAACAGAUCCUCUAACGUCAGCCAAUUCCAAACCCGAAUUGAGAACUCUUUGUCUAAUAACCGGUGUAUAAGCCGGGACAAGUUUAGUAAGAAGCCUAACUUUGUUGUUUCCCAUUAUGCUGGCAAAGUCUGUUACCAAGUGGAAGGCAUGGUGGAGAAAAACAGGGACCCAGUUCCACUGGAGUUACUCCAGCUUCUGAAGAAUUCCCAAGACUGCUUGCUUCAGAAGUUCUUUCCCAUGACAGAAAAGAGCCAAAAUGAUACCAAAACCCAGAACAGAGCAGCAGUUGUUACAGUGGUCUCCAAGUUCAAGGGUUCACUUGAACGUCUGAUGCAGAUCUUGCAUAGCACUACACCUCAUUACAUCAGAUGUAUCAAGCCUAAUGCUGAUUGCAAGGCCAUGACUUUUAAAAAAGAAGAGGUUCUCAGUCAGCUUGAAGCAUGUGGCAUAGUAGAAACUAUCAGCAUCAGUGCAGCUGGAUUUCCUAUUAGGGUCUCCUUCCAAAGUUUUAUUGAGCGUUAUAAAGUGCUGAGAAAAUCACGUACAUCGAAUACAGUGCCAGAUGAAAAUGGUUUCUCUCCUGCUAAGAAGAAAAGAGGUUUGACUCAAACAGCAAAUAAUGAUGAAGGGUUACGCUUUGUCAUCCAUGAUCUUCUUCAGAAAAUGACGGUGGGACAAAGUGCUGUUUCCCUUAACCAAACAGAGACCAAAUCAAACUCCUCUUCCAUGUAUUGCGGAAAAACCAAAAUCUUUAUGACUAAUUCCAUGCUAGAACAACUUGAAGCUAGAAGAGCAGCAGUACUAUCUGAGAAAGCAUUUUGCAUUCAGUGUUGCUGGAGAAGAUUUAAGCAGAGGAAGCUAUCAAAGCAGAGAUGGUCUGCUACCAUCAUCCAAGCUGCUGUUCGCUCCUGGUUAGCAAAGAAACAUUUCCAACGAAUGCGCAGGGCUGCUACUGUUCUAAAGCAUGCCUGGAGGAAAUGGAAAGCAAGGAUGGAUGCGCUAGCAGCAAAGGAGCUGGAUUACACUGAAGAAAAACUCCAUUCCUCUGUUCCUGGUGCUACCGUUUUCUUAGACCGGUCACCUAGUCCACUGGAAAAGACUUGGCCACUAAGUGCAAUAAUCCAGUUCUGGCCUCUUGGACUAGUUCUAUCUACUGCACCCGUUACAGUGGUUGGAUUUCGAAGAGACCUGUCCCUUCUGGCAUGCUUGAAAAUACUUCAUCAGAACAAUGGUUACAAAGUGGAGAGCAAUCUGUUUGGUUGUGGUAUCACCUCCAUUAGAGCACUCCCACAGGGCUCUGUCAAGUUUCACUGCAAGAAGUCUCCACUGCCUCAUGCAGACAUCAGUCCACAUAACCAAGCCUGUAUGAUCACUGGAUUCAACCAAAUCUUACUAGAUCGGAAAAAACUGCUCACUACAUAA